Molecule: messenger RNA, 6099 nt
Organism: Mauremys reevesii (Reeves's turtle)
Lineage: Eukaryota; Metazoa; Chordata; Testudines; Geoemydidae
Gene: RORC
Product: RAR related orphan receptor C
Exons: 12
Coding region: 110-1693 (527 amino acids)
Biological process (GO): regulation of transcription by RNA polymerase II
Cellular component (GO): nucleus
Molecular function (GO): RNA polymerase II cis-regulatory region sequence-specific DNA binding; zinc ion binding; nuclear receptor activity
Source: RefSeq, a predicted model, not a curated record
GAGCGACUCCUCUCCCCUGCCCGGCGCGUCCCUCCCUCCCCAGCGGCGGCUGCACUCGGCUGCCCGGGCAGAGGCGCCGAGGGUCCGGCCCCAGCGCGCAGCGGAGCCCAUGGAGCCCGGCGGCGGCAAGCGGCAGCGGGACGGAGCAGGCAGAGGCCCGCUCGCCAUGAAGAAGACGCACACAUCACAAAUAGAAGUGAUCCCGUGUAAGAUCUGCGGGGACAAAUCGUCAGGGAUUCACUACGGGGUCAUCACCUGUGAAGGCUGCAAGGGGUUUUUCCGCAGAAGCCAGCAGGGCAACGUGACGUACUCCUGCACCCGCCAGCAGAACUGCCAGAUCGACCGGACCAGCCGCAACCGCUGCCAGCACUGCCGGCUGCAGAAAUGCCUCAGCCUGGGGAUGUCCCGAGAUGCCGUCAAGUUCGGCCGCAUGUCCAAGAAGCAGCGCGACAGCCUCCACGCCGAGGUGCAGAAGCAGCUGCAGCAGCAGCAACAGCAGCAGCAGCAAGGCGGCGAAGCGGUGGCCCCGGCCUACUCCCUGGGCCUGGCUAACGGGCAACUCAAGCUGGCCUCCUCCCCAGACCUGCUGGAGUCCUCAGGCUGCUCCACGGCCCUCCUGAACGGACAGGCGCGGCUGAGCCAGUCUCCGGACGAGACGGCGGCUCUGGCCUACCCCAAUGGACUGGCCAAGGGCCACAGCCGGCUGAGCGACAACUUGCGCGGCCCCUUUGCCAGGGACUACAGCCCCGAGCGGAUCAAGAUGGAGAGCAGGGCCAGCGUCUUCUACGCCCGGGAGAUGCCGGCGUCGCCGGACCUCUCCCGGCUGGACAUCGGCGGGGGCAAGCGGGGCCAGGCCGGGGGCGACGUUGGGGAGACCGUCGACUUCUACACGAGUCCCAACUUCACCAGCAUCCUGGAGUCGCCCAAUUCCUCGGUGACGGAGAUCGAGCACCUGACCCAGAAUGUCCUCAAGUCCUACCGGGAGACCUGCCAGCUGCGCCUGGAAGAUCUGCAGCUCCUGAGGCUGGAGACGUUCUCGUGGGAUGAAGUCAGGAGCUACCAGAAGAAGUCCAUGGAGGAGAUGUGGGAACGCUGUGCCUGCCGCAUCACGGAAGCCAUCCAGUACGUGGUGGAGUUUGCCAAGCGGAUGGGCGGCUUCAUGGAGCUGUGCCAAAACGACCAGAUCGUGCUUCUGAAAGCAGGCGCCAUGGAAGUGGUUCUGGUGCGAAUGUGCCGUGCCUUUAAUUCGGAGAACAGGACAGUCUUCUUCGAGGGCAAAUAUGCAGGCCCAGAGCUCUUCAAAUCGCUUGGGUGCAACGAGCUGAUCGGCUCCAUCUUCGACUUCGCUCACAGCCUGUGCUCGCUGCACUUCUCCGAGAACGAGAUUGCCCUCUUCACCGCCCUGGUGCUCAUCAACUCAAAUCGGCCAUGGCUGCAGGAGAGGAGCAAGGUGGAGAGGCUACAGAAUAACCUGGAACUGGCCUUUAAACACAUGUUACGGAAAACCCACCGGGAAGGCAUCCUGGCCAAGCUGCCGCCCAAAGGGAAGCUGCGCAGUCUGUGUUACCAGCAUGUGGAGAAGCUGCGGUCCUUCCGGCAGAUGUACCCCAUCAUCGUCCACGCUGUGUUCCCCCCGCUCUACAAAGAGCUCUUCAGCUCCGAGUGCGAGCUCCAGGGAGCGGCGGCAGAAUGAUCCCCGUGGGAGGCCGGUGCCCAGAGACCGACUCCCAUCUCGCGCCGGUCUGUCGCCCCUCCACCACCCCGGGAUGGGAGGUGGCAGGGGAUGGGGAGGGUUAGACCAAAUUAGAACCUGCUCCCUCCCAUCCCCUCCCAAACAGCACAGCAGAGGGGUGCGGUGCAGGAGGGGGUGUGGCCAAGUGAUCAGAGCAGACAGCUGGGAGCCAGGACUCCUGGGUUCCAUGCCCGCCUCUGCCACCAACCUGAGCAAGUCACUGCCCCUUUCUCUGGGCCUUGUUCCUCUCCCUUUAAUGCAGGGGGGAGGGAGACCCCCUCCCACACACUCAAUGGAGGUGGUGGGGUGAUGCUUAAACAGCCUCGUGAAGCUCUUUGAGAGUCUCAGCUGGCAGGUGCUACCGAGGCACAAAGUAUUACUGGGGAGACGCCCUGAGCCGAGACCCCAGAGGGGCUGAGAUCAAGGAGCUCGCUAGCUUUUGCUGUAACAUAUUCAGGGCCAAGGAAAAUACACUGCCCACCAUAUUACUCCAGUGACUAGAAUCUAGCGACCGGCCCGGGUAGUUCAAAUACCUCAUUGUUUAUUUUUAUUUUUAUUUGUUUUGGUCUCCUUACAGAUUUGUGGCAGGAGAAUUUUUAACCAAGCUGUUUUAAGAUAAUAAUUGUACAUAACAUAGAGAUCUAUUUUUAAACGUUUGCCUUUACAUCUCUCCUGCAGCACCAGGGGACCAGCCCCCACCCGCCCAAGCUCUUGUAUUUCUUAUUAAUGUCCAGCAAUUGACCAGAAAUUGCAGCUUGGUAGAAAGUUUGCUGCGCACUCUGCUGCCCCCUGCUGGAAAGAAUCCCCAUCCCCAUAAAAUUCUCAGGGUUUCAAACCCAACGAUAUGUUUUUACUCAUAGUAAAAUAUAUAUAGAGAGAGAUAGAUACUGUAUAAAGUUAAUAUAAUAAAAGGCUGGUUUUUAAUGUUAAGGCUAUUUUUGGAAAGCAACAGAUUCUAAUUUUGUUUAAGUAGGGGGCUUUUACUGAGCAGGAGCUGAUGGUUGUUUACAAGGAGAGUGAUUUUCAAAAUCGCCUUUUUCUAAAAGAGCUUUUGCAACCCAAUAAAACGAUUGCUGGGGGGUUGUACCGCUGGGAUUCGGAAGCACAGACACCACGACGGGAGGCCGUCCAUGGACCUCAGCCGGCUCUGGAUCAAGCCAGUAGAUCAUGCAGGGACAUGCCUAACCUCAAGGCCGCGGUCGGUCCCGCUGAUUUCACAGGCCAUUGUCCCAUAGACGCUGCGUGACAUUGCCGUGAGGGGACGGCACUGCUGAGGGUUUGCAGAAUCAAGCCCCACAUUCCUUGUCUAGGCUCUUCCAUUGCGCACGAGCACCGUGGAGCAAACCCCAAAGAAGGGGGGUGUUUGGCCCCCACCCGCUGAUGCUCACCCCACUCACAUGUGCCUCUGACGACGGGACACGACCCCCGGGGGCUGCAACGUAGAGUCCAGCAGCCGACGCGUUUCACUGAGAGGCUGCAGUGAGGUCAGGGCCGGUCUACGCUGCAAGGAUGGGGGGUGGUUGCAGAUUUAACCUUGCUAGCUCGGGUACCCAUAGCAGCCAAGGCAGAGCAGCGUGAGCAGUGACCCACAGUUCUGCACGGGCUUGUACAGCCUGUGCUGCCGUGGCGUCAUUGCCCCGGUACCGCAGCCAGCUAGAGCCGUCAGGGCAGACCCACCCAAAGGGUCUGAGUUCCAGAUGCCCAGCUGUGGCUAGGGGGGUGAAGGGCAUCCCUGGGGAGAGGCAUCAGCACAGACCAGUGUACUGCCCUCCGUUUAGUCUCUGCAUACCUGCCUCUACCUUCGUGUCCGGUUUGCCGCCUCAACCUCUGUCCUGCCCAUGCGAAUCCUUCGCUGUUCGAAGCACUUUGCCCAUCUAGCAGAGAAGCAGGAAAGCUAAAGACGGGGAAAGAUUUGCUGGGUCCCAUCUUCAUCUGCUGCAUCGGCGUUCAUGCCAGGCCUCUCUCUGUCCCUCCCGAGUGAGCCUGGCAGCUCAGCAGCCUGUGUUCUGUAGCUCAGGCAAUGCAGGGACUGGCUUUUAGAUCCAGAGAUGCUACGUUCACCCGCCCGCCUCCAAUAAUCCAUCUGUGUGUCUCAUGUAACAAGCCCCAGAUCUUUGUCCAGCCGAGAUCUAAGCAGCCCAAGCAAUAUUUCUCCUCCCACAGCCCAACCGUUCUGUCCUCGGCUUUUUCUCCGCCUUUUCGCCUUCCUUUCAUCUCAUCUCCUGACUCCUGGACAUCGUCUGGCUCUUUCCAUUUACCCAGCCGGCGUUUGCUGCUGUUUCAGCUGAUGCGGUCCCAUCUUGCAUGAAAAUCCAGGGGCGAGGACACCGCGAGAGCUGGCAAGGGAGCAGAAUUCUUUGCCGGUCUCCAGUCCCAAAGCAGUCGGCUUAAUGAGCCGUCUCCUCUCAACUUGCACUUUUAAGAUUAUUCAGCGAGAGCUUUACAAAAAGGAAGGUUGCACUUCGUUUGUCACCAGAGUCUAAGAAAGGCCUAAUUAACGAUGAGAAACAUGCCUGGACUCCGGGCUGGUUGUCUUGCUGGGUGGGUGCUGGACUCGGAAUUCAUGGAGGAGCUGCUGAUGCUCGCGAGCAUUCGGUAAUGGGCAAACGAGAGCCGCCUGGAAAAUGCCAGUUAUUUAUUGUAGGAAAUUUGUGGCUGUGGCGGGGAAUCAUUCCCCCCCCCCCCCAAAUCCUGAAGUUUCUGAUCAAAAUGUUUCCGUUUUCUAUAGAAAAACCAGCCCCCGCCCCAACUUAGAACCAAACCCACGGAGAUGUUCUUGUUAAAAAUGAUCAGCAACACGAAAAGGGCAAAUUUUGACUUUUAAGACAAAAACACUUGAAUUUUUUGACCAAAAAAUCGUGGUCAAAAGCCAUUUUUUGAAAUUAAAAACAUUGGCCUGGUUCUAAGUGAAGCCGGCUCCAGUAUUACCGUCUAACAGGGCCUUUUUGCCACGAGCGUUUGGUUUUGAAUCGACGCUCGGAUUUAUUUGAUCAUUUCAGCAUUUCAGCGCGUACAGCCUAGAAGACACAGCCCCGUCCGCUGUCAGGGGAAGUCUUCUGCAGUGGCUAGAACUCAGAACUGAGGAGCGCUGGGUUCAAAUCCUGCCUCUACCACAUUCACAGGCAUUGCACACCUGCUGGGGUGGAGCCUGCCUGUCUGCCGUUGCUGGGUGGCCUCUCCACAGCAAAGCAGGGGUGGGUUGGCCGGUUGGUUCCCUGUUGCUGCUGGCAGGUUCUUUGGUGCUGGAUUGGGCCCGAGGUGUAGCCAUGCUGCAGAAGGUUCUGAGCAUCCGUUGAAGUCAAUGGAAGGGGAAAGGGCUCCACCGUCCCUGAAAAUCAGGCUGGGACACAGGUCUAUGCACACAGACACACACAGGGAAUAUUUACAAGUGCCCAAGGGCCUGAUUUUUAAAGGUGUGUGGGUGCCUAACUCCCUUUGAAACCAACAGGUGUUAGGUGCCUAAAUACCUUUAAAAAUCAGGUUCUCAGUGACUUAGGAGCUAAGUCCCAUUUUCAAAAGGGACUUGGGUACUUAGGCCCAGCACUUCAAAGAGAGCUGGGCGCCUAAACACCAUUGGGGAACUGGGCAAACAUCCUCCUGUCCCGCUGGUGUGAAUCAGGAGUCAGUUCUGUUGACGUCCCUGGAGGAACCCCUAUGCAAAACUGGGGCAAGCGAGAUCAGAAUCUGGGUCAUUAAUGGCAGUUCACCCCAGAUUUGUAACAAACACCCAACUCCCUAAGCACUUUUGAACCUUGCACUGUCUGGAUUUCAGAGGAAUUAAAUUGAUCGACCCUCAAAACCAUCUGCCUCUUUAAGAGCAUCACUCCAGACAGUCCUGUUUCCAGCACAGUAAAAGACAAUCAGACCCUCUCUGGCCUUAGGUCCUUUCUGAACAUCUUCUGGCUUGAUCCAUAGCCGACUCUUAACCCAGCAAAACCCAGGGUGUCUGCUUCACCGAGCCGCUAACCGCUUUGCAUUCAUGUCUCGUUUAUCAUUGCUUUUUGGUUGCAUUCUUUUAGUGUAAAAAACCCAAUAAUAAUCCAAGACAUCUAACCCGCACUAUUGUCAUUUUGUAAAAUUGUUUUAAAUAUUUAAAUAUGUCGUCAUGCCAGGUUUGUAAAUAUUUGAAAGUUGUAAUUUUUUUUUAAUAGAGCGAUCAUUCUUUAAAAAAAAAAAAAAAGAGGUUUUAGAUUUUGUUUAAUUUAAUUCAACUGAUGGUGCAUUUUAUUUUGUCUGUUUGUUUGUCGCCCAGGGUUAUAUGUUUACUUGCAAAGGUUUAAAAAAAAAUAUUAUUCAGAAUGCACAUUGUAAUGAAAACGUUAUUGAAAAGUGUCCAGUUUUCUCUGCUAUUUUCAAUAAACUAGGUU